Messenger RNA from Protopterus annectens (West African lungfish), 3817 nucleotides. It is a transcript of the gene FAM91A1, whose product is annotated as family with sequence similarity 91 member A1. The record is from RefSeq and is a predicted model, not a curated record. Lineage: Eukaryota; Metazoa; Chordata; Ceratodontiformes; Protopteridae. The transcript has 24 exons. Gene Ontology annotation, biological process: intracellular protein transport. Gene Ontology annotation, cellular component: cytoplasmic vesicle; trans-Golgi network. Bases 172 to 2691 code for a protein of 839 amino acids.
UUACCUAGGAAGCAGGAAGCGCAAGUAGUACAGCACUUUAAAGUGUAUAGUUCUUAUUGGAUUUCUAUCUUUUACAGUAUUUAGUUUUUCAUCAUGUAAUAUAUUUAUAUCAUAACAUACUAAACUUUCAGUUGAAGUCAACAAACUUAGAGUAGUUGGGGGCGAUAAAAAAUGAACAUUGACGUGGAGUUUCACAUUAGGCACAACUAUCCAUGGAGCAAGCUUCCUGCAAAUGUCAAACAGAGUCUUGGAAAUUCACAGAAGGAAUACGAGGAACAUGUUCUUCUUUAUAGCAUCCGCAAUCAGCUACGAUUUAGGAAUAACUUAGUGCGGUAUGUAAGGAAAGAUGAACGGAAGUAUUAUGAAGAGCUGCUAAAAUACAGCAGAGAACAUCUUAUGCUCUAUCCAUAUCAUUUAUCUGAUAUAAUGGUGAAGGGGUUGAGAGUAACACCAUUUUUAUAUUACAUAGGAGUAAUGGAGGAUAUUAUGAACAAUGAAAAAAGCUACGAUGCAUUACCCAAUUUUACUGCAGCUGACUGUCUAAGACUUUUGGGUAUAGGAAGAAAUCAGUAUAUUGACCUUAUGAAUCAGUGUAGAUCCUCCAAAAAAUUUUUCAGAAGGAAAAGUGUCCGUGAUCUUCUUCCAGUAAAACCGGUGGAAAUUACUAUUGAACCUUGGUGGGUAGUGCAACCUGGCUAUAUUACAGAGGGUGACAUUAAGAUUUGUUCAUCAUCUGAAAAGAAUGCUGUUGACAAGAUGAUUGAUUCAGGUCCUCAGCUCGCUGGAUCAUUGGAACACAAUGUUGUUCACAGUUUGUACAAUAAGGGAUUCAUUUACUUGGAUGUGCCAAUAUCUGAUGAUAGCUGCAUAGCAGUGCCACCACUUGAAGGGUUUGUAAUGAAUCGACUCCAGGGUGAUUACUUUGAAACACUUCUCUACAAAAUCUUUGUGUCGAUUGACGAGCAUACAAAUGUUGCGGAGCUCGCAAAUGUGCUAGAAAUAGAUCUCUCCUUGGUUAAGAAUGCAGUCUCUCUCUACUGUCGACUGGGUUUCGCACAUAAAAAAGGACAAAUUAUAAAUCUUGAUCAGUUUCAUCCAACCUGGAAGAAUGUGCCAUCAGUAAACAAACUAAAAAGCUCAAUGGAUCCACAGAAGAUGCUUCUUAACUGGGAAGGGGAGGAAUCCAAAAUCACCAUACAGGAUACUGGAGGUCCAGCAACGGAUACCGAUUCUAAUAGCCUGGAGGACCAAAGUGACUCAGCCAGCCUCAGCAGCCUAAGCAUAUCUACUGGUCACACAAAACGAAUUGCAUUUCUGUUUGAUUCUACCCUCACUGCCUUUUUAAUGAUGGGAAAUCUGUCACCAAAUUUGAAAAGUCAUGCAGUCACAAUGUUUGAGGUUGGAAAGUUGUCUGACGAAUCUUUGGACAGUUUCCUUAUAGAACUGGAAAAGGUUCAAAAUACAGGAGAAGGAGAAGCACAAAGAUAUUUUGAUCAUGCACUAACUUUGAGGAACACUAUACUCUUCCUACGGCACAACAAAGACUUGAUAUCCGAUCCUGAACAUCCAAAUAAUGGUUUCCCUCUGGACCUUUUACGUUGUGAAAGUUUGCUAGGGCUGGACCCUGCUACUUGCAGCAGAGUACUGAACAAAAAUUAUUCAUUACUUGUCUCUAUGGCACCACUUAGCAAUGAAAUCCGACCAAUAAGUAGCUGCACACCUCAGCAUAUUGGACCACCUAUUCCAGAAGUGAGUUCAGUGUGGUUUAAAUUGUAUAUGUAUCAUAUUACUGGACAAGGACCACCAUCUCUGUUGCUGUCAAAGGGAACAAGACUUCGCAAAUUACCCGAUAUUUUUCAGGGCUAUGAUCGCUUACUAAUAACCUCCUGGGGCCAUGAUCCUGGUGUUGUCCCUACAUCCAGUGUGCUUACAAUGUUGAAUGAUGCAUUAACACACUCAGCUGUACUAAUUCAGGGAUACGGUAUAUAUGGCCCUGGUGACACUGUUCACGUACCUUUCCCAUUUGAUGAAGCAGAGCUAAAGAAUGAAUUUUCUCGUGCAAGCAUGAGUGUUCAUAAAGGUAUAACACUGCUGCGAGAUAAACUGGACUUGAAUCAUUUCUGUGGGUACAUCAGCAUGUUGAAUUCUACCAGUCGACAAGCCAGAAGAAUGAGUGAUGACUAUGAUGGAAAAGGUGACUCUGAACUUGCAUCCAGUUCUGAUGUAAAUGGUAGUACAGAAUCCUUUGAAAUGGUUGUUGAAGAAGCAGGAAGUGAAUCUACGAUUAGACAAACCACUGAAGUUUCAACUACAGAACAAGAAUGGGUCCCACUGGAAUUGUGCUUUGGAAUACCUUUGUUCAGUUCCGAUCUUAACAGAAGAGUCUGCGAGAAAAUUGCUUCACAUGGACUGUGUGGCAAGGAGAGCCUUCAAAAACUGUUGCAUUCAAGCAGAAAACUUUCCCUUCAGGUCCUCAACUUUGUUCAUUCAUUCCAGGAAAUUGUUUCAGUUGUGGAUUCACCUUCAGAGACAACUCUGUCAAACUUAUUGUCUCCAAAUCCUGGUGCUGAUAUGGGAGUUCCUCUUCCUGCAAAGAACUUGAUAUUUCGAGAUGGUGUCUUACAAGAAUGGAAUGGACGCUGCCCUUUCACAAUACUGUUUUCAGAUACAUACAAAGAGCAGUCUAAAUAACUAACUUUUCUGAGUUUCUAUCAGUUAUGAACAUUCCUGUUUUAUCAGUUACUGUUUUGUGUUAUUUCUGUUGAGAAAUAUGAAGUAUUUCUCUGAAUUUGAAUAGACACUUUAAAAUGUUCAUUUCAUCUACGUAUGGCAAAGAGUUCAGAGGAAGACACAAGAAGUUAUAAAUCUGAAAAUAUAUAAGUCAAUAUUUGUUAGCUGCAAGAGUGUGUGUAUCCAGAUUUUGUUCUGCAUUCUCUCAGUUGUUGUAGAAUGUUCAAAGAACAUAUGACUGAGGCUGAUUCUUGCCAUUUUGCAAGAGAUCAGCUGGUAUUAGUUGUGUUUUCACUGGCUGACUGCAGUGUUUGCUGAUUCAUGCAAGUAUCUCAGAAAGUAUUCCAGUUUCUACAAUAAUUCUGUAGAAAGCUCCAAAUAGAAGCUUAUUCAGUAAAGCUGUUCUCAACCAGUAUGACCAAGUUUGUGACUAUAAAGAAAUUCCUUGUAUAUAGAGUAAUAUGUUCAGUAGGUGUGUGUGUGUGUGUGUGUGUGUGUGUGUGUGUAUAUAUAUAUAUAUACAGAUACACACACACUCACACGCACACACAGCAUUUACUGCCAAUAUGGGGAUACUUUAUCAGGUAUACAACAGUAUGCACUUGAUUACAUUUUGUUAAAUUGGGGAUCAGUGAUUAUAAUGCUUGAACACUGAUGAUUCAGACUGAUUCUGACAUAACUGUUGUGCAUUUCUGGUGAGACCCUUAUAUUUCAGAACAUUAUCCAUUCCUGAAUUGUGUUAAAUAUCCCAGAGUUGGUAGGUGAAACAGUCACUGUUUACAUAUCAUAAAUAUUUUAUGUGAUAAAGGACCAAGAAUGGAAUCUAUACAGUUUAAGAAAGUAUUUAUUAUAAUUUUACAUUUUCUCCUAAUAGCGUAUUAUAUAGCAUUAUCUAGAGAUUGUAUUUGCUACUAUGUUCAAGGAUACACAUUUAAGAAGGUUCCCUGUAUGUAGAAUUUGCAUACAGUAUGUCAUAAAAUAUUAAAGUAAUGCAUUUGUUAUUUUGCAUUUGCUUUGAUCAUUAACUGUAAUGUUUGUCACCCACUGCAAUCACUUUGAGUACUGAUAAAAGAUGUAAUCUUCUAUA